This is a messenger RNA of Menidia menidia (Atlantic silverside), 1412 nucleotides long. Lineage: Eukaryota; Metazoa; Chordata; Actinopteri; Atheriniformes; Atherinopsidae. The record is from the annotation of a GenBank genome assembly.
AUGCCACAGAUCCCAACUGGUUUCAAGUCUGAGCUGAGUGUUAAACAUGAGCUGUGGUUCAGGGGGUCCAGGUGGCAGGCAUGUGGGGGCCGGCCUGCAGCGGAGUCUGGCUAUAGAGUCCACACGGGCUCCCACUUCAACUGGACACAUUCCACAGGACGUGUGCCCAUGAGGUCGUCACCGCUGGUCCUGCUCCUCCUGAUCGGCGUCCAGGCUGUACUGAACAUGGGAGGUGGACCGGCCCGCAGCGCCGGGGCAGCCGGCCGCAAAACAGGACAGCAGACGGGAGCCAAUCACCGAGCGGGACGGCAGGAGACAACGGCCAAGGACCAUUUUUCUGAGGACCAUACCUCAAGGCAGCAUCACAGGACCAGUCAACACAGGACCAAAAAGCCCCAUCGCUCAGCUUUGCACACGCGGGACAGGAGCCCUGUUGCUGGGCAAUCCUUACUGGGUUCCUCCCCUGACCCCUCCAGCCCGGUUGUGGACCCCAAGCUCUUCUCUAAGAGACGUUACCGCCCAUCGCCUCGCGUUGUGUUCAGUGAGGUGCCCCCUUCGCACGAUGCCCUGGCAGGGGGGGACUACGAGGUGGAAGGGGCGAGGGGGGUGAGGGUGAGGCGCAGAGCGGGAUCCCACACCAUGCACCGAGGAGAGUACUCAGUAUGUGACAGCAUAAACAACUGGGUGGGCAACCUGACGCGAGCCACAGACAUAGCUGGAAACGAGGUGACGGUUCUACCCAACGUCACGAUCAACAACGUGGUGAAGAAACAGUUCUUCUAUGAGACCACGUGCCGCUCCCCCACACACAGGGGCUCCGGGACCGCGAACGGGGGUCGGCCAGGAGGACGGGGGGGCAGGCAGGGCUCCAAAUCUGGCAACCCGGGCUGCCUCGGCAUCGACAGCCGCCACUGGAACUCCUACUGCACCAACACACACAUAUUCGUUAGUGCCCUGACCACCUUCAAGGAACGGACAGCGUGGCGUUUCAUCCGCAUCAACGCCGCCUGCGUGUGCGUCCUCAGCCGGAAGUCUUGGGGGGGGAGACUUGGACACUAACCGAGCAUGACAACUCCAGAACACUGAACUAUGAACGAAGCACCCACACACACACAUUUCUCUUAAACAGCCACUGCAGCUUUAUUUGCCAAUACUGUAGUCCUUUCCCCACCUCUAAACAAUGCACACACACACACCUUCAUUCAACCCCCUCAGUCCCUGACCCUACCUCAGUCAGAGAAGUCUUGGUUAUUUUAAGUUAUGAGGACUGCAUGUCAUAUUUAUGGUUUAUACAGUCAAAUAUGAAAGUAUAUACAGUAUGUGUAUAUAUACAAAAUGAAUUCAAGCUUUUAAUGUUGAUGUUAUUGUUGUUGUGUUGUUCAUGCUGUUAUUUAUUAAACAUCUCAGUACUU